AUGCACGAGAUCAUCACUCUCCAGCUAGGCCAGUUGAGCAACUAUGCUGCAACUCAUUUCUGGAACACCCAGGAAUCCUACUUCACUUACUCUGAUCAGGACGAAUCCCCGGUGAACCACGACGUUCACUGGCGUCCGGGUGUGGCCCUAGAUGGCUCCGAGACCUUCCUCCCGCGUACCGUCGUCUAUGAUCUAAAGGGCGGUUUCGGCUCGCUUCGCAAGAUCAACGCCUUGUACGACGCAAGCCAGGAAGAGGCACCUGCUCACUUAUGGGAAGGAUCUGCGCAAGUACACAAACAGACAUCGGUAGAGCCGAGCGCCUAUCAGAAAAGUCUUGACCUCGGCACGCCUGCCCCAAAGCUCAAGUCCUCCGACGUGCGGUAUUGGUCCGACUUUUCGCGCGUCUACUACCACCCAAAGUCUCUCAACCAGCUCUAUGACUAUGAGAUCAACUCCUCCAUCAGGCCCUUUGACAAGUGGUCUCUGGGCAGGGAAUUGUUCGAUUCUCUAGACAAGGAACAUGACAUUGUCGAUCGAGACUUCCGUCCCUUCGUAGAGGAGGCCGAUCAGAUGCAGGGUCUCCAGAUCGUGACAACUAUAGACGACGCCUGGGGAGGUUUCGCGACCGAGUAUGUAGAGCGCCUGCGAGAUGAGUAUGGCAAGACUACAAUUUGGGUGUGGGGUCUGCAGAUUCCUGUACCCGCUGCCCGCAUCGACCAAAGACGCCUCCAGCUCGCCAACACUGCAAGGGCAGUCAAGGACAUGUGUGAGCACGCCUCGAUGCUGGUUCCCAUGGCUCUCCCCCAAGCACGGUUGAGCUCAAACAUCAGCAUCGACAUGCAAUCUCCUUGGCAAACCACGGCCUUGCUAAGUACGGCCAUGGAAACAGCAGGGAUCGCUUCCCGGCUCAACUCAACCAGCUCUGGCAGUGGUCUACAGGCGACGCUCGGCGAGCUGGUGAGUGGGUUGAAUCUACGCGGCAGACAGACCAUGAGCCGUCUGCAAAUGACCGUCGUCGACCCAGCCUCGGAAACGAAACAAGACACCCGCGCACCAGAGUCAGGUUUGGAUGAUGACAAAGCUGGCGAGAUUACCAAGCUUGACACGGACUUGUUUGAUAUCCUCCGACCCAAGCCUACUCCUGGAAGAAGGAAUAUGAAUGGCGGAGGCGGCAAGCCUCACCUUUUCGGGCAGACAAUCACUACACGUGGCUCACAGCAAGUCAUGAAACACGACGAGGACGAGGGCGGAGAUAGCCGGCAACGGCCAAGGGCUGCGCUCAUAGAGACUAGUACACAAAGGUAUCUCACCGAUAGGGGCUUCCCUAUGCUCGACAGUUUCCCCGAGAUCUACCUCGACGGCAGCGGCAAGCCGUUGAGCGAUUCGUUUGGCGUCAAGACCAGUCUUUCCACAGAUACUUCAGUGUCUGCCGCGCUGAAUGCCCUGCGCACUACCGUCGCGUCCUCUCUUGGCGUGGAGGACCGGGAAGACAUUAGCAAUGAGCUAGCCGACUUCGCCGAGGCGUAUCGAGAAGGAUGGUCAAGUGGUAGCGAUGAUGACGAUGAUUGA
Messenger RNA from Colletotrichum abscissum, 1569 nucleotides. Its product is annotated as misato Segment II myosin-like domain-containing protein. Lineage: Eukaryota; Fungi; Ascomycota; Sordariomycetes; Glomerellales; Glomerellaceae. Gene Ontology annotation, biological process: mitochondrion organization. The record is from RefSeq and is a predicted model, not a curated record. The transcript has 5 exons. Gene Ontology annotation, cellular component: cytoplasm; mitochondrion. The coding region runs from base 1 to 1569 and encodes 522 amino acids.